CCACCAUAUUUUCAUUCCCAACCACCUUGACCAAACUUAAUGUUGUUCUUCAGCCACCACUGGUUCAGUCAGUCCAACUUUGAAGUUUGAUCUUCUUCAUCCAUCAGUGGAGGCUGCGUGAACAAGACGUGGCGGCUAAUAACAACUUAUUCUUCUUUAUAUUGCAAUCUGGUUAUAACCUUAAUUUGAAGUUCUUUUCAACCUAUUUUCAUGGCUUCUCAAACUUCUAACCAAGACAAGGUGGGAGCACUUCGUGAAGAGGUGGAGAAUCUAAGGAAAGAAAAUGAAGAUCUUCGAUUGAUGUUUCAAGCAAUAAGCAAUAGGUACAACAUCCUACGAGCCCAUUUGCAGGAAUUGAAUCUUUCAUACCAAACAAAAGGAAACGGUAGCUUAACUCAGCAUGUUGAUUUAUACAAUGACUCCUUCAAGAGACCAAGAACCGAGUUUUCCAUGGCUAAAUCUUCGCAAAUCUUUGUCAAGACAGACCCUAAGGACAAGAGCCUAGUAAUUAACUCAUUCGCUGCUGCUUCUGUUUUUGUCCCAACUAUUGCUUGUUCUGUUCAGGUUCUUACAUAAGAUCAUGGAUGACUUAGUAUUUUAAUAUUUUAUGAUGAUGUUAGAUUGUUAGAGACGGCUUUCAAUGGAGAAAAUAUGGGCAGAAAGUUACCAAAGACAACACUUCUCCUCGAGCUUAUUACAGAUGUUCCAUGUCUCCUGGAUGUCCUGUUAAAAAGAAGGUUCAGAGAUCCAUGGAGGAUAAGUCUCUUCUGGUUGCAACCUAUGAAGGAGAACACAACCAUGGUGUUGAGCGUUCACUGGGAAAAUCUUUGUCAUGUCCUGUAAUGAAUAAUCCAUUCCAAUCAGCAAGUGUAAAGGGAAUCGCCAUUGAUCUUAAUCAGUCAGGGGCUGAUGUGGAAAUGAGUAGAAACAGCGAUAAGACAGGAAUGGAGGGCUUUGUUUCAUCCCUAGCAAAAGACCCCAACUUCACCUUAGCCUUAGCUGCUGCAGUUGCAAGAUCCAUGACUGAACAAUCUACACUACCAAUGCUGUGAACUGAACAAGAUCUGUAACUAAGAAAAGUCAUAGUUUCUGUUGCUAUGGGGGAAAAAUUCCCAAAAACCAAGUGGGAACAAAAUUUCAUCCUGCUAAUAUCAUUUUAAUAUAUAUAGAUGUUUGUUCUACGUUUUCAUUCCUAUAACUGAAGAAUUUACAUAAGAAAUAAAUAAAACUACA
Rubroshorea leprosula is the source of this 1233-nucleotide messenger RNA. Lineage: Eukaryota; Viridiplantae; Streptophyta; Magnoliopsida; Malvales; Dipterocarpaceae. The record is from the annotation of a GenBank genome assembly.